GAGGGGGGAGUCACGUCGCUGACAUUUCCAAGCUCCCACUCUGAUUGGCUCUUAUUUGAGGAAGCUCACGGGUUCCUUCAACUAAUAAGCGCCUCCCCGUCGCUCUAAAGGACAUUAUAAUGCAAGGGACCUCCUUUUUUAACCACAAACCGAAUUUUCGUUCAUUUAGACGAUAUAUACUUUUUAAAUUGACCCAAAGUUGUAGGGUUUUUUUGGAACCGUUUUCGCCCUGGAGCGGUACGCCAUGCUCUCUCACGCCGACCUCCUGGAUGCUCGGCUCGGUGAGUUAUCCUCACUAAACUCCGGCCCUAAACUCCAGUGGAUGAAGGAUGCUGCAGAGUUACUCGGACAUCGAGAAGCUCUCAAGUGCCGGCUGGGUGGAGGAGUGCCAGACCAGGGGCAUCCGGGAGACAUGGCCCCUGGUUCAGACUCUGUGGAGGGAACCACUCUCCUGCCGGGCGAAGACAUCGCUACUGUGGGAUCCAACUCUGCCGUCAUGCCGGUGAACGGGAAAGAGCAGGAGAAGCAGCAGCAGCAGCAGCCGCAACAGAACUCGAGUCAGACCACCAGCCAGCAGAAACAGAAGCGGCACAGGACGCGCUUUACGCCGGCACAGCUCAACGAGCUGGAGCGCAGCUUCGCCAAAACCCACUAUCCUGAUAUCUUCAUGAGGGAGGAACUGGCGUUGAGGAUCGGCCUCACCGAGUCCAGAGUUCAGGUUUGGUUCCAGAACAGACGCGCUAAGUGGAAGAAAAGGAAGAAGACCACCAAUGUUUUCCGCUCCCCGGGGACGCUGCUCCCGACACCGGGCCUUCCGCAGUUCUCUGCCGCGGCCGCCAUGGAGAACAGCCUGUGCUCCUUCCACGCCAACGACUCUCGCUGGGCCACGGGGAUGCCGGGGGUGUCCCAGCUGCAGCUGCCGCCGGCCCUGGGACGGCAACCGGGUAUGCCGCAGUCCCUGUCACAGUGCAGCCUGGGUCCAGGCCCGCCAAACUCCAUGGGUCUGUCCAACGGCCUGUCCUCCAACGGCUCCGGUCUGCAGUCCCACCUCUACCAGUCGCCUUUCCCCGGAAUGUCGGCCUCUCUCUCCGGCCCCACGAACGUAUCGGGCUCCCCGCAGCUGUGUAGCUCCCCGGACAGUGACAUGUGGAGAGGGACAAGCAUCGCGUCACUGAGGCGCAAAGCGCUGGAGCACACAGUGUCCAUGAGUUUCACCUAGUGACUCUUCAAAAAAAAAAAACAACAACAAAAAAAAACACCCCUCCACAACCCUCUGCUCCAAACCCCCUCUCCCAGCACCGCCCUGCGGCGCUUUUUCUGUUUUUAUUACCGCUAUUUAGAUCAAAACCAGAGAACGAGUGAGCUAAUCAGGCCUGAAAUGUGAGAGAUGAAUGUGACUUCAUAUGACAAAAAAACAAACAAAUAAAUAAAAGGACAACAAAGAUGGACACAUGGAAGAGGAAAACUUGGGUUUGGGGUUAUUUAUCUUAUUAAUUCAAAAGGAUUUUAUCAACUAUUGAUGAGAAAUAAUAUUGUAAUGAUCUCUAGACUAUAGGACCUAAUUACUGAGAGCCAAACAAUCGUCGUAUUUACGUUUUCAUUGAGUGUGUCUCUAGGCACACAUUAUUGUGUUCAGGUGACGUUGUGUUAUGUCAAACGGUUAUUUGUAUAAGACUGGGUAUACAUGUUGGUAACAGCCUACGACACACGCACCAAACUGACGGUGAGCACAUUGGACUGGAUCUCGGGCAUGCACUGUGCAUGUGGAUUUAAUAACUACAGGAGAGAAUUGUUCCCACUCAGACUGAACCGGUGCUUUUCGUUAGGUGAUCCCGUCUGCAUGAGACGGGAGUAUAAAUCUAAAUAGGAAAAGAAAAAAAAAAAGAUCUUAUCUUUCAGUAGGCCUAUUCUGUUUUAGGAUGUUUUGUGUAGAUGAAACAUUCUUGCUAUGUACCCGCUGGUCUUUUUUGUGACAUGUUUUAACUUAUUGUAUGUGCUAUUACUUGACACAUUUCUUAAAUGUUUGAUUGAAAUGCACCACAUUGACGGGUUUGUACCAAUUUAAAAUGAAACCAACAAAUAAAAGUAAUUUUCAAGAAUGUCAAAA
Mugil cephalus (flathead mullet) is the source of this 2107-nucleotide messenger RNA. RefSeq names its product homeobox protein orthopedia B-like. The record is from RefSeq and is a predicted model, not a curated record. Lineage: Eukaryota; Metazoa; Chordata; Actinopteri; Mugiliformes; Mugilidae. Gene Ontology annotation, molecular function: DNA-binding transcription factor activity, RNA polymerase II-specific; DNA binding. The transcript is spliced from 3 exons. The coding region runs from base 245 to 1219 and encodes 324 amino acids. Gene Ontology annotation, biological process: neuron differentiation; regulation of DNA-templated transcription.